Molecule: messenger RNA, 3016 nt
Organism: Drosophila obscura
Lineage: Eukaryota; Metazoa; Arthropoda; Insecta; Diptera; Drosophilidae
Exons: 5
Coding region: 106-2760 (884 amino acids)
Source: RefSeq, a predicted model, not a curated record
AUAACAGUGGAACGCUGAGCUUUUCUCAAACGAGAUCAACUUGUUGUGAAAGCGCAUGCGCGAGUGCGGUCACUGGUGGCUGUUCCAAGCAAAACGCACAUUAAAAUGGGCAAUUCUGGCAGCUCCCAUCAAAUGAACAUCCAGAGACAAAAUAGGGACCCGCAUGCUAAAAAUCUCUCCCAACAGUUUCGCCAAAGCUCACAUCGUAAUUACGAUUAUGCAAAAUCUGACAUAAGGUCGAGUCCUACUCCACAAAGAGGGCACAGCCAGCAAUGGCGGAAGUCAUAUCCGACGUCGAACAGUCAGAAGCUAUUACACUACAAAACAGAUGAGAGUGUCCAAUUUAAAGUACUGCCCCGGAUUGACAAGAGUCUUCACCUACGAGCCACUACGAAUGGAGCAAUACUCAAUUCUGGAGGUACGAUCAGCGGUCGAAGGCUGAGUGAAAACCCUGUUUCAUACCCAAUGAACGUGCCAAUGCAAAGAUCGCGGACCUUUAUAGUCGAAUCUACAAAUCACUCAAUGCAGACAGAGUUUACCCGUUCACAAACGCUUCAUCAUGUUAAAGCGAAUUACAAAAGAGACAAUUUAGUAUCAAAUACAAAAUCUAAUUUGUCCCAAAUGCAACGACACACAUAUUCAGAGCCGGAACUAGUAAAACAAAAUUUUAAUGAAACUGCGAUGAAUCAAUCACUAGCUAGAUCGGAGAAAAAGAACAAGUACACUAAAAAACGUAGGGCUCCCGAAGUGCCUACUGAAACAAUGAAUAUUGAAGCUGCCGUUCAUCCAGAAACAGCUAAAAAAGAUAACAUCUCUACAAGUAUUAAGAUUAAAAAUGACCAGGGCAGACAAACUCAUUUCUCGAAAAAUACCGAUCGACUGACUACAGUAAAUAAAGCAUCAAAUUUAUCAUUUAAGAGGAAAAGUGCGGAACGAAACUCUGUUGGUGGAAAUUGCAGGCCAAGUGUACCAAUGCAGCGGUCGAAAAUGACCUACAGGCGUGAAAAAAGUUCUGAUGCUAUUAUAAUAAGAAGUAAGAAUGCAAAGGAGGCUAAUGUUAACACAGAAAACAUUGAAGAUAAGAAAACUCAUUACAAACAGAAUAGCCAUUCUAUUAAAGAAUCAUCCAUGAAUUCUAUAUCGAAUACAAAAGAAACAAAAAAUGCUUCUGCUCCGACCCCCGAGGUUCAAAAUCACAGACGAACAUUUUAUUUCGGCAUGGAUGUCAACACUUCCACAGAGACUCGCCAAGAUUCUCAAGAUAACAACAAAGUUCUGCAGCCAAUUAAUGGAUUUCCACCAGAUCCUCCUGCAAAGAAUAUCGUCUCUAACCCAAUUACGUAUAAUAACGAGAAAAACGUUAUUUCAAAUGAAGUUACAUCGCUGCUUUUUGUUCCGAACUAUGAUAUUGAAUAUAGAAAGUCAACAAGUCAAGAGGACAGCGUUGAUGACAAUGGUUUGCGGCUUUGCAUCCGCCCUACUCUGCCACGUCGUCAACUUGAUACGCCUUCCUUUAGCCCGGCGUUAGCUUGGCGCUCUCUUUUUGAUGAUGAAGUUCAGAUUGAUAGAGAUAUGAAUAUACCAUCAGAUCCAAGUAGUUACCUAAAAACAGAAAAAACCGAGCUGCCAAUUCAACCGAGCUAUAUUUACGAACUAAGACAUGCUCGCAAAGUAAAUAACUUGCAAAAUCCAUGGACGCCUGAGCAGGACCUGUGCGAUCAAAUUGAUGACAGAGCGGGGAAUCUCAACACAGAUUCAGACUCGAGCUCGGACGACUAUCGCUCUAAAUGUGAGGGAGAAGCUUUAUUAUUCUACGGUAGCAAGUCAAAAAUAUCUUCCCAUAAUUCGGUAUCACCCCUCCACACCUUUAGUCUUUCUCUACCUAGAGAUGGUCACUUACAACAUGCGCGGAAGCUUGAUAAUUUAAAGUCAAAUGAUGUAUCCAUUUACAAAAGCCUUCGAAAAAGAAAGCCCGAAUUUUUUUUUAGCAAACGUCCUGUUUGUGGAGUUACCAGCUUAAAUGCUCAGACCACGGGUAUUUCUGUAACUAAAAUUGAUGGCUUCGAGAACUGGAUGCUACAUAAAAAUGUCGACAAACACGCAGUUUGCUUGAAUAUAAUUAAAGAUACAGAUAACAGACAGGAAUUACCUGUUAUUGAACCACAAUCAUUAAAAAAACUAGCUGGGGGAAAGCACGUAAUGUAUCUGCCCGGAAACAACGAAAAACCAUCUUGCAAUAGCGAUAGAGGUGAGCUCGAAACUUGCAAAGCAAAAUCCAGUCGUCAUUUCAAAAGCCGACAACGCCACGUACCUGAAAACCUGCAGGACAAAACUCCAGUAUAUCCUAUUUCGAGUGUAACUGAGACGAAUCUAAAAUUUGCCGACAAGUUUCAUCAGCGAUUUACAUUCCAUAAUCCAGUGCGCUUAUUGGAGAAGUUGUAUUCAGAUAGAUCAAUGAAAGAUACUGAAGAUACUGAAAACACUCACAAGAGCGAGGUUGAAGCUUUGAAAAGAGUGGAGGAAGACUUUCAACGCAACCGUGCCAAUGAAAAAGAGAGUAUUCGUCAUCAGUUACAACUUCAUUUUGGUCUUGAAAGUAAAAACAAAGAACUUUACCACAGCCUGCCCAUUCCAUCUAUUCUGGAUAGUUUUUCUUCCAUUGACAUAAAUGACACCAACAAUAACACGUUUUGUCGAGAUGAACCGGAAGGCUGUGCCUCCAACACUUCCCCUGUGGGUCCUGAAGGCGACUCCUGCUGAUCCUUAUGAGGUGCGAGCGAUAAAAGAUAUUCUCCGAAAUUUGUUAGUACAUAAAUAUGUAUAUAAAUAUACAAAACUAGCUUUUGAAUAAGUGGUUUGUGUGUUCCUGGAUAUCAGACAGGUCUUUGAUCGGAUGGGACAUCGAUUAUAUUUCCAAUCAGCAUCACAGUCAUCACAGUCGAUAUAGCAAAGUCCCUCCGUUUAUUUAUACAUAUGUAUAUACAUAGCUGCAAUUGUGUGAAAUCCGUCUCUGACU